AUGCACUGGUGCCAAUUUUAUGCCAACCUCAACAGCGCUGAUGCUGAUGCCGCCGCUGUGAUAUCGCCCAAAACCAUGUCUACCAAGCCGAUGUAUGCGGCUGAGCCGCCAGAUGGAGAAAUACGGGUGACAGUGAACCCGCCUUUCAAGGGCCAAGGAAUAGUGCCAGUCGCCAUCGUGACUACCAUCGCAGCAUUACUCAUUUUGUCUUUGAGAAUGUUCACGAGGAUUUAUGUGAUACGACGAGGCUUGGGAUGGGAUGAUUAUCUUGUCACGAUCUCAAUGGCUGGAUCCAUCUCCUUCAUGUGUCUCUCUAUCCACAUUGUCAAACUCGGCGCAGGCCUACAUGUAUGGGAUGUGCUUUACGAUAACUUCAUCGCAUACCUGGCAGCGAAUUUGGGCAUAACCAUAUCAUAUUCCAGUUGUGUCUCCUUUGCUAAACUGUCUAUCCUGGCUUUGUAUCUUCGACUGUCCCCUGAACGCAUCUUUCGCCGAGCAGUCUACACGCUGCUGAUAAUCACUUCUCUUUAUACGACCGCCUACAUACUCAUGAGCAUUUUCCUGUGCCGGCCUGUCUCAGCACAAUGGGACCUUUCUAUAACAGGAAAAUGUGUUGAUAAAUUUUCCUUGAUGAUGACGCUUAGCAUCGCCAACAUUCUCAUCGAUAUGACAAUUCUACUUCUUCCUGUCGGAGUUGUCGUACCAUUACAGAUGCCCAAAAUGCAGAAGGCAUCGCUGCUUGUACUCUUCGCAACGGGCGGCUUUGUCUGUGGCAUCGCCAUAUAUCGCACCUACAUUCUGCCGGGGCUUCUACGAAGCUCCGACUGGACCUGGAACUGUGCUGGCCAGAACAUCUGGGGAACAGUGGAAUGUAACCUUGGCAUCGUCUGCGCUUGUGUCCCCGCCUUGAAGCCCUUCUUCGUACGAUACCUUCCCACGAUAUUUUUGUCUCAAGCCUCCAGCCUUGAGCCCAGCCAGACGAUGCAAGCCUACUCCACGACGGUUAGCAAGAAUCGUAAACGGAGAGGCGAGGCCGAUUCGGGCCAAGCGUAUGAGCUGAGCAGUCGCGAUGAGGCAGAAGAUAACAGCGAUCAGGCCAAGCUGUGGUCGAGAUCGAGGACAACGAUAAGUCCUGUACCAUUGACUCGUACUGGCGAGAUGGAUGAGCAGGUCCUUCGGACUCUCUUGAUUGACUGUGGACGAAGCUGUGAUCCUGAGUCGGGUCCUGUUUGGGGCGGCGUGGAGCAGUUGACAACGAUCAUCGAGGCGCCAACUAUCACAAUUGUCACAAAUUGUUGUUUCACAGAUGAGUUCAUGCCCAAAGAGGACCUGGCCUGGCAGUCAACCUCUUCUGCACCCUCUGAUCCUGGCGUUUGUUUCUUUUGUCAUCCUGACGAUUAG
Messenger RNA from Diaporthe amygdali, 1401 nucleotides. RefSeq lists its product as uncharacterized. Bases 1 to 1401 code for a protein of 466 amino acids. The transcript is spliced from 6 exons. NCBI's taxonomy places the organism in Eukaryota, Fungi, Ascomycota, Sordariomycetes, Diaporthales, Diaporthaceae. The record is from RefSeq and is a predicted model, not a curated record.